UAGCUUCACUCUCCAACUUUCAAAAGCUUUAUAAAACGGCAUCAUUUUCAAUAUCCAGCACCUAUCUCAGUCUCUCACGACCGCCGGCGUAAACUUGUGAACGCUCUUCCUUACGUUUCAGCCGUCUGAUGAUUUGACUUCCACUGGUCAAAGCUCUAAAACCCCGAGAUCAACGAUGGGCCAUUGCUGCAGCAAGAACGUCUCCGUCGUCGACAACGACGGGAACACCGGCUCCGGCGACCCUUCCGCGGAGACUGCGGCAACAUUACCAAUAUCCUCCAACUCCGUCUCCGGCAAUACCCGCUCCGGGAAGGCCACGCCGGCGCACUCCUUCUCUGCCAGCCCCUUCCAGAGCCCGCUCCCGGCAGGAGUGGCCCCGUCGCCGGCGAGGACGCCGGGGAGGAAAUUCCGGUGGCCGCUGCCACCUCCCUCUCCGGCGAAGCCGAUCAUGGCGAUUCUCCGGCGGAGAGGUCAGGAGAGGCCGCCGGAUGGUCCGACGCCGAUACCGGAGGAGAAUGGGGAAGGGGAGCGAGAGGGAGGGCUCGAUAAGAGCUUCGGGUACGCGAAGAACAUUGGGGCAAAGUUCGAGCUUGGGAAAGAGGUGGGUCGAGGGCAUUUUGGUCACACCUGUUGGGCAAAGGGCAAGAAAGGAGAGCUUAAAGGGAAGGCCGUGGCUGUGAAAAUCGUAUCUAAAGCUAAGAUGACAACAGCAAUAGCAGUUGAAGAUGUUCGUAGGGAAGUGAAAAUAUUAAAAGCCUUAUCUGGGCAUAACAAUCUGGUCAAAUUUCAUGAUUCGUUUGAGGAUGCCAAUAACGUCUACAUAGUUAUGGAAUUGUGUGAGGGUGGAGAACUACUGGACAGAAUUCUGUCUAGAGGUGGAAGAUACACGGAGGAAGAUGCUAAAAAAAUUGUGGUUCAAAUUGUAAGCGUAGUUGCCUUUUGUCAUCUUCAAGGUGUUGUCCAUCGUGAUCUAAAGCCAGAGAAUUUUCUUUUUGUCACAAAAGAUGAGAAUGCUCCAAUGAAGGCUAUCGAUUUUGGUCUAUCUGAUUUUAUCAGGCCAGAUCAACGUCUCAAUGAUAUUGUUGGCAGUGCAUACUAUGUUGCACCUGAAGUGCUUCAUAGAUCUUACAGUGUUGAAGCAGAUUUAUGGAGUAUCGGUGUGAUAACAUAUAUAUUGUUAUGUGGAAGCAGACCUUUCUGGGCACGUACUGAAUCAGGAAUCUUUCGUUCUGUGCUAAGGGCUGAUCCUAAUUUUGAUGAUUCACCUUGGCCUUUGGUGUCACCAGAAGCUAAAGAUUUUGUUAGAAGGCUUUUGAACAAGGACCACAGGAAAAGAAUGACUGCUGCUCAAGCUCUAGCUCACCCAUGGCUACGUGAUGAAAACCAAGCUGUGCCUUUAGAUAUUUUGAUCUACAAGUUAGUUAGGUCAUAUGUUCGUGCGACACCUUUCAAACGUGCAGCAUUAAAGGCUCUCUCAAAAGCUUUAACAGAAGAUGAGCUCAUCUACCUUAGGGCUCAGUUUGAGCUGUUGGAACCAAAAGAUGGAUGUGUGUCCCUCGAUAAUUUUAGGGCGGCUCUCAUGAGAAAUGCCACUGAUGCCAUGAGGGAGUCAAAGGUUCCUGACAUUUUAAAUUCGAUGGAACCGCUCUGUUAUAAAAGAAUGGACUUUGAAGAGUUUUGUGCUGCUGCAAUCAGCACGUAUCAGCUUGAGGCUCAUGAAGGAUGGGAGAACAUUGCAAGUAUGGCUUUUGAGUAUUUUGAACAGGAAGGAAACCGGGCCAUUUCAGUUAUGGAACUGGCACAGGAAUUGAAUCUGGGUCCUCAAGUUUACUCUUUGCUCAAGGAUUGGAUCAGAAACUCGGAUGGAAAACUCAACUUCCUUGGAUAUACCAAAUUUUUGCAUGGUGUAACAAUACGUAGUUCUAGCAUAAGACACUGAUAGCAUUUACAACAAAGGGAGCUAUUAUUAACAGAAGUUUCAUACAAAUUGUUUUCACUUUUUCUACCGACAAUUUAAAGAAAAAUGUUGUAAAGAUGAAUGUCCAGACAAGGUUGAGAUUGAUGAUUGAUUCAAUAUUUCUUUUAUGUCAGAAAGCGUUCUGUUUUCGAGCAACA
Molecule: messenger RNA, 2115 nt
Organism: Alnus glutinosa
Lineage: Eukaryota; Viridiplantae; Streptophyta; Magnoliopsida; Fagales; Betulaceae
Product: CDPK-related kinase 6-like
Exons: 11
Coding region: 176-1939 (587 amino acids)
Biological process (GO): peptidyl-serine phosphorylation; intracellular signal transduction; protein autophosphorylation
Cellular component (GO): cytoplasm; nucleus
Molecular function (GO): ATP binding; calcium-dependent protein serine/threonine kinase activity; calcium/calmodulin-dependent protein kinase activity
Source: RefSeq, a predicted model, not a curated record